CAGGAUGAAAAGCAAGAAAGGUGUUGUUGGAGCAUCGGGCAGUGAGACCGAGGAUGAUGAAUGCAUGGACAUCCCCCUGGACCUGUCCUCCUCAGCUAGCUCGGGCAAGAGACGGAGAAGGGGCAACCUGCCCAAGGAGUCUGUUCAGAUUCUCCGGGAUUGGCUGUAUGAACACCGAUACAAUGCUUAUCCCUCAGAACAAGAAAAAGCAUUACUGUCCCAGCAGACGCACCUCUCUACACUACAGGUCUGUAACUGGUUCAUCAACGCCCGCCGCAGGCUCCUCCCUGACAUGCUGAGAAAGGAUGGCAAAGAUCCAAAUCAGUUCACCAUUUCCCGCCGUGGGGCCAAGAUUUCGGAAGGUAAUUCUGUGGAAUCAGCAGUGGGCAUCAAGAACUUAAUGCCAACUCUUGAGGAUAGCCCAUUUCAUUCCUGUACUGGACCAAACCCCACCGUCGGGAGGCCGCUAUCUCCCAAGUCCUCGUCCCCUGGAUUAGUUUUGGCUCGGCCAUCCGUGAUCUGUCAUACCACAGUGACUGCAUCGAAAGAUGUGCCUUCAUUCCCACUCUGUCAUGCACUAGGCAUGGGACAAAACUCAGAUCUCCAGCAAAUCGCAGCCAGCAACUUCACAGACACCUCCUUCCUGUACCCCGAGGACACGUGCAAAUCGGGACCAAGUACAAACGCACAGAGUGGCCUUUUCAACACUCCACCUCCCACCCCCCCGGACCUCAACCAGGAUUUCAGUGGCUUUCAGCUUUUAGUGGAUGUUGCACUCAAAAGGGCUGCGGAGAUGGAGCUUCAGGCCAAACUUAUGGCUUAA
Molecule: messenger RNA, 823 nt
Organism: Elephantulus edwardii (Cape elephant shrew)
Lineage: Eukaryota; Metazoa; Chordata; Mammalia; Macroscelidea; Macroscelididae
Product: homeobox protein TGIF1-like
Exons: 3
Coding region: 5-823 (272 amino acids)
Biological process (GO): regulation of transcription by RNA polymerase II
Molecular function (GO): DNA-binding transcription factor activity, RNA polymerase II-specific; RNA polymerase II cis-regulatory region sequence-specific DNA binding
Source: RefSeq, a predicted model, not a curated record